Molecule: messenger RNA, 1955 nt
Organism: Gymnodraco acuticeps
Lineage: Eukaryota; Metazoa; Chordata; Actinopteri; Perciformes; Bathydraconidae
Gene: arhgap1
Product: Rho GTPase activating protein 1
Exons: 14
Coding region: 153-1412 (419 amino acids)
Biological process (GO): small GTPase-mediated signal transduction; negative regulation of endocytic recycling
Cellular component (GO): cytoplasm
Molecular function (GO): GTPase activator activity
Source: RefSeq, a predicted model, not a curated record
CGGAAAAGGUGUUGACGCAUUAUCGUUGUCUGUCAACAGCAGUGAUCAGAUCUACUUGAGACGCCACAAAGCCCACUUGGACUUUGGCUUCUCCUCUGUGGAAGUUGCAGCUGUGUGCGUGUGUGUGUGUAGGGCUUUUUCUCUGCACCGUGAUGUCUUCAGAGCUGCUGGUAGAUCUGGGCGAAGACCCGUCGACGGCACAGUUGGGACAGCUGAAGCUGACAACGAUAGAGGACCAGCAGUGGCCCGCAGAUGAGACCACUCUCAGCAAGUCAGAGACCGAUAUGUCCCAGCGCUUCGAUGCCGACUCCCCCCACCUGUCCUGGGACCAUCCCUUCUAUGACAUCGCCCGGCAUCAAAUCAUUGAAGUUGCAGGUGAUGAUAACUUUGGCAGGAAGGUGAUAGUGUUUAACGCAUGUAGGAUGCCUCCACAUCACCAACUGGACCAUCACAAGCUGCUGAUGUAUCUUAAAGGAACACUGGAUCAGUAUGUUGAAAGUGAUUACACUCUGAUCUAUUUCCAUCAUGGGCUGACCAGUGAAAACAAACCCUCUCUCAGCUGGCUGCGGGAUGCAUACAGGGAGUUUGACAGAAAGUAUAAGAAGAACAUCAAGGCGUUGUAUAUCGUCCACCCUACCAUGUUCAUCAAGACUCUACUGAUCCUCUUCAAACCAUUUAUCAGUCUUAAGUUUGGAAGGAAGAUAAACCUACGUGAGUCAGCUGAAUCAUUCCUGCCCCCGGUCAAAGAGUACGACAACAAGUUGAGAGCGUCUCUGAAAUCAGGCGCUGAGCCCCCCGUGUCUCCUCUUCAUAGCCCUCCCCUCCCCAACCAGGUGUUUGGGGUGCCACUUGCAAUACUCAAACAAAGGAGUCAAGAUGAGGAUCCAGUUCCCGUGGUGAUGAGAGACACCAUCAACUUCCUUUCAGAGCAAGGUUUGGAGAUCGAAGGGAUCUUCAGACGUUCUGCUAACGUGACGUUGGUAAAGCAGACACAGCUCCAGUACAACUCGGGGGCAACAGUGAAUUUCAGAGAGAUGGAAGAUGUCCACUUGGCUGCUGUGAUCCUGAAGACAUUCCUGAGGGAGCUGCCUGAGCCCCUCCUCACCUACCAGCUCUACAACGACAUCGUCAACUUCAGCUCUGUACCCACUGACAGCCAGGUGGAGCAGCUGAAGACCCUGAUGGAGUCUCUGCCAGAGGAGAACAACGUGUCACUGCGGUACCUCAUCUCAUUCCUGGCCCAGGUGUCAGCCAACAGUGAGGUGAAUAAGAUGACCAACAGUAACCUGGCUGUGGUGUUUGGGCCUAACCUGCUCUGGGGGCGGGACAACGCUAUGUCACUCAGUGCCAUUGGGCCAAUCAACAACUUCACCAGAAUCCUGCUGGACCAACAGCACCUGGUCUUCACCUAAACCCCCCCCUCCACCUUCCAUCCUGCAGGCUCUCUUCCAGCCAGUCCAUCAAAACAGUAGACACUCUGAAAAUUAAUUCUGCUCACACCAUUCUCUACAUUCUGAUUAGCAUUGUCUUUAUAUAGAGCCUCCAUUUCCAUGUGACUCGAGGCACCAAGAUGGAUAUAGGAGAAAUAUUAGACUGCAGGCAAAUAACCCUUACAAUAAACGAGUUAUAGCACACACGUCAACAGGAAAUACUUUGUUGGCUUGCCCACAUUCACACUGGUAUGAUAGGAAUUUGGAGACGCUGAUUCAACUUCAAAGUGGCGAGUCAUAUAUUCUUUCUGCUUCUGCUGUCUGUCAUUCAGCCUCAUGAUGUAACAGUAAUCAUGAACAAACCAAAAACAAGAUUAUAUAGAUUUACAGAAAUAAUCACUUUGAAUAAACUCACAGCACAUAUUAACAGAAUUAAAGAAGGUGGCGAUAUCCUUCAUUUUGGUCAGGAAUAGAAAAAAGAGAGAGAAAUAUCUCCAAGUUUCACAUGUAUCCUCCUCCCUAGAU